Botrytis fragariae is the source of this 3306-nucleotide messenger RNA. RefSeq names its product putative polygalacturonase protein. The coding region runs from base 1 to 3306 and encodes 1101 amino acids. Lineage: Eukaryota; Fungi; Ascomycota; Leotiomycetes; Helotiales; Sclerotiniaceae. The transcript has 3 exons. The record is from RefSeq and is a predicted model, not a curated record.
AUGAAAAUCAAUAUUACUGCUAGACUUGCGUCCGGCGCGUUUCUUCUCGCUUUGGUUCCUGCAACUCAAGCUCUGCCACAAUGGCUUCAACCACACCUUCGUAAUGCCAAUGCGGACGUGUUUGCUCCUCGGGAUUAUACAAUCUAUGAGAGAGCAGAGGGUAUUCAAGAUCGCUAUACACCAUAUGGAUAUGGACCUCAGCCUACCUUCACCAUAAACCCAGUCACAACCGCUGAUCCUGAGGAGACUUCAUCAUCCAGUACUAAAAUUGGAUCUGCUACGGCUUCUGUCUCUGGUUCUUCUGUUAGCGGUACACUUUCCACUGGUACUUCUCCUGUUAGUUUCUCUACUGGUUUAGGAUCGGCUCAACCUUCUGUUGUUACUUCUUCUACUGUUGCAUACUCUACAAUCACGGUUUCAGUUUCUGCUACAGAAGGUUCUUCCACGGAUUCGGCUUCGGCUUCGGCUUCAAGCUAUGAUCCAGGAACUUCUGCUUCACCAACUGGUGCCAUAUCAUCGGAAUAUAGUGGAAUUUCACCAACAAUACCUGGAGCAACAGAUACUACUCCUUCGGAGUCUAGUGGUAGUUCGUCAAUAACAUCGGCAGGUACAUACGAACCAUCUGGUAUCACUUCAUCAGAGUAUUCUUCUAACACUCCAAGUGCAACCGCUACUGAUCACUGCAAUCAUGACAAUUGUCUCCGCGAAUUCAUUCGAUCAUCCUCCAUUGUUGCUCCAUUUUGUGCUACAUAUACUUUGUCAGAAAACACUGCUACUGCAGACCUUCCAACAUAUGUUUCUCAAUGUCAUGACUCACCCUCAAGGAUAUCAUCUGCAUGUUCAUGUUUGAAUACUGGCGCCGCCACUACUCCAGGAAAUGUCGGUAGCAGCACAUCUUCGACACAAGCAGGAACAGAAAGCACAUCCCCAACAAGUGGUGCACCAACUUCUUCUGGAGCUCAAAGUUCUUCAUAUUCAUUGCCUACCGGUCCAGAAUCUUCUGCUAGCCAAAGUUCUUCUAACACUAGUUCUGGAAGCUUAGGUUCUACGGUGACUAACACUCAAACCUACACCGUCACACCUACCAUCACUGUACCUUCCGGAAGCCAGACGGCCCAACCAUCAGAAAGUGCGUCAGGUGGCGAGUCAACAACCACUUUGCCAGGGAGUGAGACGACGACUACUCCAGGUCCAAUAGGAAGCGAAACAACAGCCUCCCCAUCUGGUGGUGAGACAACAACUCCUUCUGCCGGCACCACUACUAUAUCUGGAGAUAUAACCCCAAGUGAAAGCUCAAGUAAUCCCAGCUAUACUUCAGGAGUAUCGAAUAUAGAGUCUGGAACAUCUGCGCCUGCGACCUCUACCGGUCCACCUUUCACGCCUGGAAAUUCAUCCACUCCUGUCGGUCCAAUUAGCUCAUCAGCAUAUGUUGCUGCUAGUUCGUCAUCUGCAGGACCAUACACAAAUACUUCAGCUUCAGCAACCAGUCCUCUAACUACUGGAAUUUCAUCAAUCACUCCAUCUGGCGGUAUCUCGGUAUCAGCACCUGGAAGCUCAAAUGGUGGUAGUGCCCCUUAUAAAAAUUCGACAUCGGGAUCAUCUCCAACAACUACAAUCGCUUCUUCGGGAACUGCACCAUUUACCAAUCCUUAUCAAACUGUAACUGGCCUUUCUAGUGGAAGUAUUUCUGACGGCAUUUCAAGCUCGAGUGCAUCGGCACCUUUGUACACAAAUUCGACCACUUUAGCCAGCUCAACUUACCUUGGUACUGCGCCAUUAUCUUCUGGCUCAUCGGAAAGCAGUGUUUUGUCAACAGGAGCUCCAUCAUCCACUCCUCUAUACCCCCUCAACUCGACAUCCACCUCAAGUGGAGUUGCUGGACCUACAAGAUCAGGUGUAUCGGGUGGCAUUAGCUCUAGCUCGUCUGCCAGUGCCCCUUACCCAACGGGUAAUAAUGCUUCAAUGACUACUGGUCCAACUGGUACAGAGUCUGCAACGACAUCCUCUUUAUUAGGAACUGGUACCUCGGGGUCUUCUGCCUCUGGUAUCAUUAGCUCUUCUGCUGGAUCUGUUCCAUACUAUCCUUAUGGAAACAGUACUUCGUACACAAAUGGUCCAACUGGAUCUGGAUCAGGAAUAGGAAGUCCAAGCUCUGUAUCAGGAGGUGUCCAAUCAAGUACCAGUAUUUCAAGCUCAGGGAGCCAUCCAUCUUCUUCUAAUGUAUCUGGUGGAAUCACUUCGUCACUGCUAUCCUCUGCUCCAUAUCCAAUCUCCAACAGUACAGCAACAGCAGGACCCACCAAUCCAGGUACCUCAGAAUCUGGUGGUCUCACUUCUGUUACUUCUGCGCCACUUGGCACUGGAAGCUCACCAUCAUCAAGCGUCUCAGGUGGCAUUAGCACUUCGCCGGCAUCUUCCCAACCAUACCAACCUUAUCCCUAUGGAAAUUAUACCCUUCCAACACUAGGCACAGGUACAGGAGGUGCAGCUACAUCCACACCUUUCGGGUCAGGAAGUUCACCAUCAAGCACCGGUACAGCGCCUCUAGGAACAGGAAGUUCAAGCGCUGAUUCAGGAUCUUCAUCAGUUCCAUACCCAACUCCUUCCAAUGGAACUUUGACUAGUGGACCGACCGCACCGACAGGAACCUCACCAAUAUCUAGCGGUAAUUCUGGCCAAUCGUCAUCAGUUCCAUAUCCAACCUCUUCAAACGGAACCUCAACUGCUGGACCAACUGGACCAUCAGGAACUUCACCAGUCUCAAGCUCAUACCAAUCAUCUGUCUCUGUUGGUCCUUCCAGUGUUGGUAAUGCAACUUCGGUAAAUCCAACCUCAUCUGCCAGUACUUACGAUCCUAAUGGAUCUACUUCCAGUCAAGUGUCCGCAGGAAUCUCGUUAUCGUCGUAUUCAGCAACAGGUCCAUUUAAUACCAGCAUUGGAGCUUCCCCUACUACGUCUUUAUCCUCAGGUGACUCUGGUACGUCGAUCACGUUGGUAACGUCAACACCAUCCACAUUUGCAACAUCGGUUUCGACUGGCACAUAUGCUGGUACCAAUUCUUCUUCCAUCAUAUCAUCGGCUUUAACUUCUGACUCUGGUACUUCAAUCUCAUCCACAGAGUCUUCAAGUGCUGCACCUUCUACAAACGCUCCUAUUCCAACCACUACCUAUUCUCCACCACCAACUUAUGCUCCGCCACCUCCACCAUACUACGCACCACCUCCACCAAAUUAUUAUGGAUGGGGAUCAUGGGGCAGAAAGCAUCAGAAUGGGGAUGCCGGUAGCGUUCGUCGUUGGUUCUGGUAA